Vitrella brassicaformis is the source of this 1453-nucleotide messenger RNA. The record is from the annotation of a GenBank genome assembly. NCBI's taxonomy places the organism in Eukaryota, Vitrellaceae.
GCUAGCUGUCCCUCAGUCCCCGCGCACCACUCCCACACCAAAAGCGACGCACAUCUUGCGUUCCUUACACAUCAGUCAACACACACACAUAAAGCAGGCGGCCGGGCAAGCGCCCCCACCCCACCACCCACGCAGAGAGAGACAAAUGCAUCCCCUCAGAUCAUCUCAACCUCCCACCCUCCCUCUCUCCCUCGCUCCCUCCCUCCGUCUGUGCGUCUCAGCAACUCAGCCCCGGCGGGCUGGAAACACAACCAAUCAGUCAAUCUCGUACACAGUAACUGCGAUCGAUCAGAGCACGCACGCAUCACGCGACAGAUGCAGACGCAGUGAGAGUGAGAAAUGAAUGAAUGCACCACUGAUAAAAGACACCACUCACCCCUUCCCGGCCCCACAUUACACAGACAGGCAGGCAGACAGACAGGCAGAGGAACUCUUCGGUCGGUGCGCGAGCCGCGACACUCCGUUCGGUCCUCACUGACAAGAGUACGUCCACUACAGGAGAAAAAGAGAAGCAAGAGCUACAGCGGUGGACAAAACCACCCGCCCCCUCCACCCCCCACCCAAGACCGGCCGUCAUGCGGCCAGUCUUCGGAUCUGUCCGUCAGCGGCAUCGAUAUCGAUAUCGACAAUACUCUGUUCCUGCAGCACCUGGGCUUCGCCCUCCAUCCCGAGCUGCGAGCCGCUUCGCGACACAGACACACGCAGCAGCUGGGGGUGGCCAUGGCCCUUGCUGUGCGCCCGGUGGUGGCCACACACGGAGGGGAGGGGAGAGGGGUCCACCGUGUCCAGCGGGGUGCGGCAGAUCGGACAGGUGAAGUGGCCCUGGGCCAUCCACCCUUCAAGGCAUUCCUGACACACGUACACAGAGUCCAUGCCUUGUGCAUGUGUUGUGUUGCAUGUGUCGUGACACGGCCUCUGCUCGGCAGGCCGGUAUAGCUUACCUUGUGGAAUGUGUGGUUCUGGCACGACGGGGAUGUGGGGGUGGCGCACACGUCGCCCUCCUGGUACGCCGACAGGCACACGCAACACACAUUCUGGCUAUCGGCCGAGGCGGUCGAGUCCUCCUCGUUGCUCAUGGUGGCGGUAGCGAGGUUGCCCUCCUCUGCUCGUGGCGUCGGCUCCAUCGGCUCGUACCUGAAGAUCUGCACCAACCAGAAAGACAAACCACAGAUUCGCAGCCCCCCAUGUGGAUUCUCUCCUCUCGUGCUCGCCUGGAGGUCGAUGAACUUGACCUUCUCGUGCGCCGGUGGCUGGUGCGGCGGUCUCCCCCUUCCCCUGGGAGAGAUUACCUCGAGAGGUGAGGUGCGUCUUUGGUGUUGGUGCCGUGUCCCAUCGUCUUGCUCAUGGUCGCGAUCUCGCCACCGGCAUGCAUCGAGGACCAUUAGGACUAGGGAAGGGCCGAAGCGGAGGACAAUCAGAACGAAGAUCACCACGAUCAGCGCCAACAUCGACA